AUGGGGAAGCUCCUCCUGUUCGUCUUCCUCACUCUGGGGUGCAAUAUUUUAUCCUCGUCAGCCUGCACCUAUUGCCCCCAUCCCAAACUUUCUCCGCCGCCGCCGCCGCCGCCUAAGAAAAUCCCCUGCCCUCCUCCUCCGCCACCGCCGACGACGGUGCCGUGCCCGCCGCCGCCGGCGGUGAAGCCCCAUCCACCGCCGGCGCCGGUUUCGAGGGGAUGCCCCAUCAACACCCUCAAACUGGGGGCCUGCGUUGACCUGCUCGGUGGGCUGAUCCACAUUGGCAUUGGCCCCAGCGCCGCCGACACCUGCUGCCCCCUGCUGAGCGGGCUUGCUGACCUCGACGCGGCGUUGUGCCUCUGCACCACCAUUCGCGCCAAGCUGCUCAACAUCAACCUCCUACUGCCCAUAGCCCUGGAGCUCCUCGUCAACAGCUGCGGAAAGCACGUGCCCUCCGAUUUCCAGUGCCCCAACUAG
Messenger RNA from Spirodela intermedia, 477 nucleotides. Lineage: Eukaryota; Viridiplantae; Streptophyta; Magnoliopsida; Alismatales; Araceae. The record is from the annotation of a GenBank genome assembly.